Molecule: messenger RNA, 5307 nt
Organism: Biomphalaria glabrata
Lineage: Eukaryota; Metazoa; Mollusca; Gastropoda; Planorbidae
Product: paired amphipathic helix protein Sin3a-like
Exons: 30
Coding region: 127-4527 (1466 amino acids)
Biological process (GO): negative regulation of transcription by RNA polymerase II
Cellular component (GO): chromatin
Molecular function (GO): transcription corepressor activity
Source: RefSeq, a predicted model, not a curated record
ACUUCUAUUAACUCAUAAACUUGUUUGAAACUAAAUUCUUGUUUUAGAACUAAGUUCAAGGCCAAUUGUAUUAAUAGCUUUAUUUUCAGAAGUAUGGCGGAAAGACAUUUUGAAAGACUAUAAAAGAUGCAGAGAAGAAAUGAUGAUGCUCAGAGAAGGAUUGCUCAAAAUGAGCAGUAUCCACCACGUGUUAUUCCUGCUAGUGGGCAGAGAUUUGGCGAUGAAAGUGGGCUGGCAGGUUUAACAUUCCCUCUCAAUUAUCAAAUAAAUCAACAUGGUUCCCACCAUGGUCCUGUACCAGGAUCUCUCUCACACACUGUGGGCAUUGGGUCGACUGGUCCAGUAACAGGAGCCACUCUUCACUCUGGACACCAACCUGGCAUUACAGCUAACCAAUCAAUGUUGGGUCCACCAUUGUCUGGAGGCCAACAGCAACAACAGCAGCAGCAACAAUGUCAGCGUCUAAAGGUAGAAGAUGCCCUGUCCUACUUGGAUCAAGUCAAGCUACAGUUUGGCAACCAGCCUCAGGUGUACAAUGACUUCCUGGAUAUCAUGAAGGAGUUCAAAUCUCAGACAAUCGAUACACCUGGAGUAAUUAACAGGGUGUCAAAUUUGUUCAAUGGUCACCGAGAUCUGAUUGUUGGGUUUAACACUUUUCUGCCCCCUGGCUACAAGAUUGAAGUCCAGUGUGAGACAAUCAAUGUUCAUCAACCUGGUCAACAGGUCAUGUCUAUAGCAGCUCUAGCUCAGUCUCAGGCUGCCUCUAAUGUCAACAGACAAAAGUCAGGAAUGUCUAUAUGGGAUGUAGCCUUGGCAACUCAGCAAAAGGUUAGCUCAGCCCAUCACAAUCCUCUCCCUGUGCCCACUCCAGCGCCUGCUGCUGACCACCGGUCCUAUCACCAAUCCCCCCGGCCACAGGCUGAGCCCACGCCACCCACUGGCCCCCCACUGUCACAGCCACAACCACCCCAGCAGCAGUCCCAACAGCCACAAGCUCAACAACAGCAGCAACAGCAGCAGCCUGGUGGACAGCCAGUGGAGUUCAACCAUGCCAUCAAUUAUGUCAACAAAAUCAAGAAUCGAUUUCAAGGUCAGCCAGACAUAUAUAAGCAAUUUCUGGAGAUCUUACACACAUAUCAAAAGGAACAGCGUCUCACAAGAGAUGGUGGCAAUGUUGGACCCAGCAAACCACUUACUGAGAGUGAAGUCUACCAGCAGGUUGCUAACCUCUUCAAGCACCAAGAGGAUCUGUUAGCUGAAUUUGGUCAGUUCCUUCCUGAUGCUAAUGGAGCCUCAAGCUAUGGUGUGGCCUCAUUUAUCUCAAGAGAUAAACUGUUCAUUGAACAGGCGGAGUCAACGCUGGGAGUACGUAAUGAUCACAAUCCAACUGUUAAAAAACCUGGUUACACCAGUGGCAAAACACAGACAAACAAAACUGGGACUGCUGUCAAAAGGCCUGCCACCGCUGCCACUGCAGCUCCAGCAUCUUCUUACCAACCUCCAGUGAAGAAAAAAGGUGUUCCAAAAGAUUUCAGUCUGGCAGAUGCAAGCAAGACAGGAACUUUGACAGAGUAUGCAUUUUUUGAUAAGGUACGCAAGGCUUUGCGUCACCAAGAAGUCUAUGACAACUUCCUUCGUUCCAUUGUCCUGUUCAACCAAGAAAUAGUCACCAAGCAAGAGCUUGUCACUCUUGUCAGUUUUUUUCUCUCAAAGUUCCCAGAUUUGUUCAGAGAGUUCAGAGAUUUACUUGGUGUCAAUGAACAAGGUGGUGGUAUUGAAACUGUGCCUCACGGGGCUGCACAGAAAGAAAGGAUUAGUGGAGAACUUGCCAUGGAAAUAGAUUUCAAUACAUGCAAGCGAUAUGGUGCAAGUUAUCGAGGUAUUCCAAAUAAGUUUGUCCCCCCUAAAUGUAGUGGCCGCACUGCUCUGUGUAGAGAAGUGCUGAAUGAUACAUGGGUAUCAUUUCCAACUUGGUCUGAAGACUCUUCAUUUGUUACAUCGAGAAAAACGCAGUAUGAGGAAAAUAUUUAUAAAUGUGAAGAUGAAAGAUUUGAGCUGGACUAUGUGAUUGAGACCAACUUUUCAACCAUCAAGUCACUGGAGGCUGUUUUGAAGAAGAUAAACAGAAUGCCCCAGGAAGAGGCAGCCAAAUUUAGAUUAGACAACACUCUUGGGGGCACCUCGGAGUGCAUCAAUAGAAACUCCAUACAUAGAAUCUAUGGAGACAAAUCCAGUGAUAUUAUUGAAGGACUUAAGAAAAAUCCAGUGGUGGCAGUACCUUUGGUGCUUAGAAGGCUGAAAGCUAAAGAUGAAGAAUGGCGAGAGGCCCAGAAACAGUUCAACAAGCUGUGGAAAGAACAGAAUGAAAAGUUUUAUUUGAAGUCGCUGGACCACCAGUGUGCCAAUUUCAAGCAGCAUGACAUCAAGGCCAUCAGAGGAAAGUCUUUGUUGAAUCAAAUUGAAACUAUCUAUGAUGAGAGGGCUGACAGUGAAGAGGCCCCACCACAAGGUCCCAUGUUAACCUUUGUUUAUGAAGAUCGUUUAUUGAUUGAAGAUGCUGGCAAUCUUAUAAUUCAUCAUGUCAAGAGACAGACUGGUGUGGAUAAGGAAGCCAAGACUCGAAUCAAGCAGCUGGUCAAACAUUUUGUCCCUGAUCUGUUCUUUGCUCCUCGGGGUGAACUAAGUGAUGAUGACGGGGAGGUCAAUGAAGAUAUGGAUGUGGAUGAGGAAGACUCAGCAGUCAAUGUUCAAAGAAACCCAGACAGCAGUAAAAAGGCCAAAGACAAGUCAAGUCAGGAAGUUGAAGAGAAGAAAAAGAAAGUGAAUGGAGUCAAAAGUGAAUCAGCCGAGGAAAGUGUGAAAAAUAUUAAGAAGGAAGAUGAGGAAGGAGAGUCAGAAAAGAAUGGAGGAAUAGACGGGAAUGAAGAUGAUCAUGACCGCUACACAUUGUUUUAUUGCAACUCUACCUGGUACAUAUUUCUUCGGCUUCACCAAAUAUUGUGUUCUCGCUUGUUAAAAGCUUACUCCUUGAAACAGAAACUCAUGGCCGAAGAAGCUGUGACCAAGAAGGAGAGAAAAGAAUCUGUGGCUCUUGCCUUGCGUUUGCGCUCACCAUUGGAAGUUGAGGUGGAAGACUACUACUCAUACUUUCUGGACAUGAUACGAGCAGUGCUGGAUGGUAACAUGGAGUCCAGUCAGUAUGAAGACACAAUGAGGGAAAUGUUUGGCAUCGAGGCCUACCAGCUGUUUACCAUGGACAAAGUGGUGCAGAAUAUUGUUAGGCAGGUCCAACAUCUGGUCAUGGAUGACAUGCCUGUCAAGUUGGCCAAACUUUUUGAGGAGCAGAAAGAGAAAGGUGGUGCUGGAGGAAGAUGGGCCACCCGCCAUCAGAGGAAUACCCUGGAGCAGGCUUAUCUCAGGCAGGCUGAAUUAAUCCUUAUGGAUGAUAACCCUUUCAAGUUUGUCAUUAGAAGCCUGACAGCUCAGAUGGAGAUUGAUAUGUUGGACCCGCCCCCUGAAUCUAAUGACUCAGUCAAGGAAACCAGUACAUGGUCCUCCUACCUAACAGAGUAUACGACCACCAAGAAAAAUGAAGAGUUUAUGCACAGGGUUGGCAAUAGUAGACCUGUAUAUUUAGUCAGAAAUAAAAAGAAAAACCCAGACUGGGAAUUGUUCAAAAAACAACACGAGAUGAAUGAGGAACUGGAAGAAGAGGAGGAGGAAGAAGAAGAAGAGGUCGAGAAAGAAAGAGUUGACCAGAACUCAGAAAAUAAAAAGAGGAAAGAAAGAGAUAGUUCAGCAAAAGUUAAAACAGAAUCUAACCAAGACUCAGAGCUGUCAGAGAAAGAGAAAUCUCCCACAGACAAUGUUACUCAGAAGUCCUCUGAUGACGCAGAUGCUGACAAGACUGUUGCCACCCCCGCAACAACUGUGACUGAUGAUUAUGAUGAUGAGAACAUUGAUGAUGCUGCAGCCCUGGCCAGGUCUAGCAGGAUUCCUAUGGGUGGUGAUGAUGAUGACGAUGAUAAAAGGGGUGGAGCAGAAAGCGAUGGUGGCCUUGGAGAUGAUGAAGAUGAUGAUGACAAGGGAUUGGAAAGUGCAAGCAAAAGGAAAAAGAUUGGAUCUUCCCCUGAUGGUUUAUCAAGGCGUGUGCACAGUAUAGACAACACUAGUGUCAAGUUUCAGCACAACUCCUAUCAUCAUAUGUUUGUUAAGAACACAGGGCUUGUGAUGUACAAGUGUGCCAGACUGGCUCGUACGAAUGAAAGUCACAAGCAAGUCACUCAGAAGAAGUAUGCCAACAUGCUGAAAUGGGUAGAUGUUUGGCUGGCCAAGAAUGUCACCUCCACCCAGUCUGAGGAGUGCAGGAAGUGGCUGCUAGGACUCACCACAGACAGCCGGUCAAACAAAACUUACGUCACAGAGAUUGAGCAGCAUGACAAAACACCAUACCGGGUGUUCCACAAGUACUCUGUAGACUGGGUGGCACCAGGUGCUGGUAGGACAUCGCCAGCCAACAACAGCUAAUGCCCCAGUCCUCACCCCCAUAGCCUCUGCUCGUCUUUUUGGCGCUGGGCACAUAAGUUUUGUAUAGCUCAUUUUGUUGUUGAAGAGAGGGGAGCACCCCCACUGUGCAAAGAAACUACAAAAUGUUUGCAGACUGCGCUGCUUGCAAUGGUUUAUAUGUAAAUAUAUUUAUAAUGACAGUUAUCAGCAGACUCUUCAGCCCUUUUAUUAAAUUGUAGCUGUCAAUAUUUUCUCAUUGGAACUAUAACAUUGCUGGUCACUAUUGUAACUAUUUCAUCUUUCUCUCUCUCUCUCAUGUAUGCAUCUAUAAAUAUUUGUUCAUAACGGCUCUCAACUAAACGACUAAAUUCUGUGUAGUCUCUAUGUAUGUUUCACUGUUAUUUAUGUCCCUUGGUAUUCUCUUUUCACAAAACUUUCAUUUCUGUACAAUGUUUCUUUAUUGACUGUCAAUUUUUUUUUUAUUUUUUUUUGUGUUUCAGCGUUUCAUAAAUUGUUGAUGUUUUGUUAUGUGUUAAUGAAUUUUUUGACUACUCAUGAAUUGUUCAAUAUAUUUUGUUUAGUUCAUGGAUUGUUCCGAUUAUUGUUGUUGCUAUAUUAUAGAUUUUGUACACAAUCAUAACACAUACACACACACACACAAAUUAACUAAAUAAUGUUAUGUACAAAUAUUUGCUUAAAACUGUCAACUGAAUAACGUAUAUUUUGUCUCAUGUCCCUUUUUAAUAGAUUUAGACCAAAAUACAACAAAAAUAAUAUAAUAAACUUUAUUUGGUAAAAAUA